AUGAGAGAAGUCCGCCAGCCCGCCACAAAGCGCCUCAUCAACCCCGACACCGUCAACGCCCUCACGGCCGAACAACUCACCACGCAACGCAACGCACUCCUCCUGGCCCAAUCCGAGACUGCCCGCGAAGCCAUCCUCUUCCCGAACGCCCCCAACGCCGCAAACGACACCUUCCAAUUCAUCAACAACACGGUGACCCCCCCAACCGGCGGCUCUAUCUUCCUCUCCACGGUGAACAACUUCCCCGCCCUCGCAUCUACAGGCCUCGCCGCCGCCGUCGGCUUCGUCAACCCCUGCGGCCUCAACACCCCGCACUGGCACCCGCGCUCCAAUGAAUUCCUCACCGUCGUCCAGGGAAAGCUACUCGGCGCCAUCCUCCUCGAAAACGACUCGGGCUUCGGCCACGUCGUCGGCGGCGCUCCCCCCGUCAUCGGUCCUUAUACGCAAAUCGAAACCACACUCUCCAAUUACACCGGCAUGCUCUUCCCCAAGGGUCUCGUCCAUUGGCAAUUCAAUCCAGAGUGCGAACCCGCUGUUUUCGUCGCUGGGUUCGAUAACGCCGACCCUGGCCGCGUGGAAGCUGCCCGGGGUUUCUUUUCUGCGACCCCCGACGAGGUGCUUGAGGCGAGUGCGGGAUACUCUGAGUUUUUGACCCCUCAGCAGAUUGCGGGGUUGAGGCCUACGCUCACCAGUGAUUUUACGGAGAUUGUGGAGAGUUGUGCGAAGAGGUGCGGUAUUCCUUAUAAGGCGGAGUCUGAGCCUUCGGCUAGUUCGUCGGCUUAUCACCCUUCGGGUACUGCGUCGGCUUAUCCUGCGGCUUCUAGUGGGUACUAG
This is a messenger RNA of Bipolaris sorokiniana ND90Pr, 834 nucleotides long. RefSeq lists its product as uncharacterized. Gene Ontology annotation, cellular component: cell wall. The coding region runs from base 1 to 834 and encodes 277 amino acids. Gene Ontology annotation, molecular function: manganese ion binding. The transcript has a single exon. The record is from RefSeq and is a predicted model, not a curated record. NCBI's taxonomy places the organism in Eukaryota, Fungi, Ascomycota, Dothideomycetes, Pleosporales, Pleosporaceae.